UAACAUAACAGCAGAGUGAUCACUGAUCAGUCGCUGAAUACAGCUAAUUAACACAAGACCAUGAGGAAACAAUACCUCUCUUUUCUUCUUCUAUCUCUCUUCCUUUCUGCAGAUGCCCGUGGCGAUUCCAAUGAGUGUGUGUACACGAUGUACGUGAAAACCGGAUCCAUCAUAAAGGGAGGAACAGACGCAAACAUAACUGUCACUCUCAGUGACGCAAAGGCCCGCGAGGUUCGAGUCCCGAACCUCCGGGCCUGGGGGAUCAUGGGCCAAGGCUAUGACUACCUGGAGCGCGGCAAUCUUGACGCCUUCACCGGCCGAGGCCCAUGCAUAGACACCCCGGUCUGCCGCCUCAACCUCACCUCUGACGGCUCUGGCUCCCACCAUGGUUGGUAUUGCGACUAUGUUGAGGUAACUACCACUGGCCCCCAUAAAUCAUGCUCCCAGACCUUCUUCUACGUUGACCAGUGGCUCGCUGAUGAUGUCAGCCCCUACAAUCUCACCGCCGUCCUCGACGGAUGCCACCGUGCACAAUACGCCCGUCGUGGCAGCAGGUUCAGUGUCGGGAAUAAUGCCAAGUUAUCGUCGGCUUGAUGAGAUAGAUGCAUGAUUCAAUUCAUUGAUUCAUCGUUCUUUCUUUUUCCUUCUUUUGAUUUAUUUUCUUUUGUGGUAGUUGAUGUUUGAUCUCUUUUAGUUGUUUUCAAUUUCGUGCAUGCUGUAGAGAAGUGGUAUGUGAUGAUGCUUUAUGCGUAUGCAUGGUGAAAAUUGUUAAUUGAAAGGAUAUUCUUCUUGGGUAUUGGCGUUGUAAUGAGGAAUUAUUUAUGGUGAAAAUCCUUAAUUUCACGUAAAGUUAAAAUUGACUA
This is a messenger RNA of Arachis duranensis, 863 nucleotides long. RefSeq names its product PLAT domain-containing protein 3-like. Lineage: Eukaryota; Viridiplantae; Streptophyta; Magnoliopsida; Fabales; Fabaceae. The record is from RefSeq and is a predicted model, not a curated record. Gene Ontology annotation, molecular function: protein binding. The transcript has 2 exons. The coding region runs from base 61 to 594 and encodes 177 amino acids.